Molecule: messenger RNA, 507 nt
Organism: Paramecium tetraurelia
Lineage: Eukaryota; Ciliophora; Oligohymenophorea; Peniculida; Parameciidae
Exons: 1
Biological process (GO): protein ubiquitination; modification-dependent protein catabolic process
Cellular component (GO): nucleus; cytoplasm
Molecular function (GO): protein tag activity; ubiquitin protein ligase binding
Source: RefSeq, a predicted model, not a curated record
AUGUAAAUUUUCGUUAAGACUUUGACUGGAAAGACUAUUACUCUUGAUGUUGAACCAUCAGACACUAUUGACGCUGUCAAGGCUAAAAUUUAAGACAAGGAAGGAAUCCCACCUGAUUAAUAAAGACUCAUUUUUGCAGGAAAGUAAUUAGAAGAUGGAAGAACACUUUCAGACUAUAACAUUUAAAAGGAAUCAACUCUCCACUUAGUGUUGAGAUUGAGAGGUGGAAUGUAAAUUUUCGUUAAGACUUUGACUGGAAAAAACAUCACUCUUGAUGUUGAACCAUCAGACACUAUUGACGCUGUCAAGGCUAAAAUUUAAGACAAGGAAGGAAUCCCACCUGAUUAAUAAAGACUCAUUUUUGCAGGAAAGUAAUUAGAAGAUGGAAGAACACUUUCAGACUAUAACAUUUAAAAGGAAUCAACUCUCCACUUAGUGUUGAGAUUAAGAGGUGGAUAAUGAUUUUCUCUGUAUAUUCAUUCAUUAACUUUUUCUAUCUAUCAAUAA